AUGAUCACCACAUCUCCUGAUAACCGUAAUCAUUACACUUAUUGCUGCACGAAGACGUCGGAACGCCAGCAACCAAACAGCACCAAGGGACCUGGAACAGACUCGGAACAGGACCAAAUCAUGUCAUCCAUGGAGAACACGAGCAAGGGACGAGCGCUCGCCGGGUUCACACAGACCACAAAGGAUAAACAGGAACCACAGUUUGUUCCAGUCUCCCCUCAAGACCAUAUCCAGCAGUUACAGCAUGAGUUGACCAUUUAUCAGGAACAGCUCCCUAACCAAAACAGCCCGCAGUACAACCCUACCAAUCCCCAUAAGCACCCAUCCUCGGCUUUGCGAGGUCCUCAAGGCCCUGGAGACCUUGUCGCACCAUCUUCUCCUAAAACUGACCCAUCCAAAGGUCCUCAAGGCCCUGGAGACCUUGUCGCACCAUCUUCUCCUACAACUGACCCAUCCAAAGGUCCUCAAGGCCCUGGAGACCUUGUCGCACCAUCUUCUCCUACAACUGACCCAUCCAAAGGUCCUCAAGGCCCUGGAGACCUUGUCGCAUCAUCUUCUCCCACAACUGACCCAUCCGAACAAUCAUGCUGGUCGAUCGUCGGAGACCAACAGGCCUGGAUCGCCCUCUUCUACAUGAUGUUUGUCCUCCUACCCUGGACAACCUUUUGCUAUGUCUGGGUUCUCACCUUCGGUCUGGUUGCUAUGGUUCUGAUGAUCAUCCCGCCCAUCGGCUACCUCUUCACCGUCUUUGCUGUCUUCUCAAUCCGCGCCUUGGCCCGCGUCGACCUGGUCCUCUCGAGACUCCUCGUCUCGGACUCAGUCGCCAUAAAGUACCCUUACUUCACAUCCAAUGUUUUUAUUGCGCCCGAACCAGGCCCCGCCCGUCAAUGUCGUCACAAGAACCUCUGGCACCAAGGCGCAAUCCAUAUCAAGACCAUUCUGGAUGGUCAUACCUCCAAUGGCUUCGUUUACUUUGUCGUCUGGAAGAUGUUGUUUGCGAUCCCUAUCUUUACAGCUACUGUUAUUCUAUUUUGUUUGAACGUGCCCUUUAUGGUUUGCUUCUUGCCCUCGCUGGUGAAUGUUUCUAAGGCCUUUGCAACCUGGCAGUACCGUUGGGCUGUUACUUGGCUCAGUGGCAAGUCUGCUCCCAUUUCCUCUAACGCCCUUUUUUCAUGA
Molecule: messenger RNA, 1176 nt
Organism: Linnemannia hyalina
Lineage: Eukaryota; Fungi; Mortierellomycota; Mortierellomycetes; Mortierellales; Mortierellaceae
Source: the annotation of a GenBank genome assembly